UGUCUUACCUGGCUACAAUUACCUUUAUCGCUCUGUAGUCCACAGUUCGGAGUCCUCGAUGUCCUCCCGUGUGUGUGUGGGCAAGGACAAAAUUGCUUUGGCCACCCGCAACGAUUGAACAAUUCCGGUUCCGGUGUGCAUUACGAAUCCGAGUCUCUGUGGAACCAAUAUUGCGCAUGAUAAUUGAAUUUUUGCGGCGGCAGCGGCGACGGCGGCUGCUUUGUGAAAAUCUCCUAAUUGGAAAAUUUGUUAUUUGAGUUCGAUGAACUGUGAUAAACGAAAAAAAGUGCCCCAAGUUGCUGGAAAAAUUGAAAAUGUCCCGUGUCAAUCAAGUGAAAUGUAACGAGAGCCAGCCAAUUAUUAAAGUUUAAAAAAGUGAAAGAAUAAAUACAAAAAGAAAAACCAAUCAAGAUGGAAAAUACAACUUUAAUAGCCGGUGAAACGCUGGCCAAUAUAUCCCUGGCUAAUAUCACCCAAAGUGAUGAAAAUAUCACCUCUUUCUUUACGGAGGAGGAGUGGUUGGCCCUCACGGGCAUACUGCCAUGGCUAGUGGGCUUCACCUUUGGGGCCAUUGCCAUCACAGGAUUCUUGGGCAACCUGCUGGUUAUCCUGGUGGUGGUAUUUAAUAAUAAUAUGAGAUCGACCACUAACCUAAUGAUCGUAAACCUGGCUGCAGCGGAUCUAUUGUUCGUGAUUCUUUGCAUUCCCUUCACGGCCGCCGACUAUGUCACGGACUAUUGGCCCUUUGGAGGAAUCUGGUGCCGAUGCGUCCAGUAUUUAAUUGUGGUAACGGCCUUUGCUUCGAUCUACACGUUGGUGCUAAUGUCCAUCGAUCGCUUCCUGGCCGUUGUCCAUCCCAUUCGAUCGCGAAUGAUGCGUACGGAAAACAUCACCAUGGUCGCAAUAGUCACACUCUGGGUGGUGAUACUGGUCGUCUCGGUGCCCGUGGCCUUCAUAAACGAUUUCGCGGUAAUGUCCGAUGGCAAAAGGAGCCUCGGCAUGUGCACCUUCAAGCCGAACGAUUACAUAAGUCCGCGCACCUUUCAGGUGUCCUUCUUCAUCAGCUCUUACUUGCUGCCGCUGAUGAUCAUCAGUGGGUUGUACGUGCGUAUGAUCAUGAGGCUGUGGCAUCAAGGAAGCGGGGUACGUAUGUCCAAGGAGUCGCAGCGGGGACGGAAGCGGGUGACCCGCCUGGUUGUGGUGGUGGUCAUAGCCUUUGCCUCACUCUGGCUACCCAUUCAGCUCAUCCUGCUACUCAAGUCACUGGGUGUCAUCCAAAUCAACAGCCUGCCGAAGGUCGUCAUGCAGGUCAGUGCUCAGACACUGGCAUAUAGCAGCUCCUGCAUCAAUCCGCUGCUCUACGCCUUCCUCUCCGACAAUUUCCGCAAGGCCUUCUACAAGGCCAUCAACUGCUCCCCUCGAUAUCAGAACUACACAUCUGAUUUGCCGCCGCCGCGCAAGACCUCGUGCGCCAGGACAUCCACCACAGGACUCUAAGCAUAAUUUCCUGGAGGAAAGAGAAAUGAUUGACCGAUAGGCGAUUGGAGGAUGUGUCGCCACCAUCGCGUGUGAAUCUCCAAGGUGGGCCAUGGUGGACAUAUACAAGUGUCCCUUAAAUGGAACCAGAGGACCAAAGGACCAUUGGACCAAGGGACUGCCAGCGUUUACCCGGGACAAAGUGUUACUAUUCUAGAGUACUCUUCUGUCUAGAGUUGAAUAAGUUGUUGUAAAUAGAAAGUAGUGUUUAAGGAACUAUAUUUGAUUGUCUAUCAGUAAUCUGUAAUGUUAAGCUAACACGCUUCUUUCUACUCGAGUUAGAUGAAGUCACUCGUAGGGUAUUAUUAAAUAAUAUGGCACUCUGAAACUGUUAUCGAACUUAAUGUAUUACAAAAACCCUUCCUAUUGGGCAUAUUGUUACCGUAUUAGCCAUUAAAGAAUUAACUAACUCAG
Messenger RNA from Drosophila serrata, 1950 nucleotides. It is a transcript of the gene AstA-R2, whose product is annotated as Allatostatin A receptor 2. NCBI's taxonomy places the organism in Eukaryota, Metazoa, Arthropoda, Insecta, Diptera, Drosophilidae. Gene Ontology annotation, biological process: G protein-coupled receptor signaling pathway. Gene Ontology annotation, molecular function: G protein-coupled receptor activity. Gene Ontology annotation, cellular component: plasma membrane. The record is from RefSeq and is a predicted model, not a curated record.